GCGCGGGCGCGGCAACCUUGCGGCGGAGAAGCUCGCGCGCUCCUCCUCCUCCCAUGGCCACCGCCACCGCCUCCCGCCUCGCCGUGCCGGCGCCGCGGACGUCGCCGCACGCGCCGGGGCGCCGUAGGCCUGCCGCUCCUCUCCCCUCCGCCCCGCCCCGCCCGCGCGCCCUCUCCGCGGCCCCCCGCGGCCGCGUCGUCUGCCCCGCCGCCCCCGCCUCCUCGCCGGCGUCCACCACCGACGCCGGCCAGGACCGCCUCCAGAAGGUUCCCGUUUCGAACAUCAGGAACUUCAGCAUUAUUGCGCAUAUCGACCAUGGGAAAUCGACGCUGGCGGAUAAACUGCUUGAGCUCACGGGGACGGUGCAGAAAAGGGAGAUGAAACAGCAAUUCCUGGAUAACAUGGACCUGGAAAGGGAGAGAGGGAUCACCAUCAAAUUGCAGGCAGCUCGGAUGCGCUACAUCAUGAACGAUGAGCCCUACUGCCUGAAUUUGAUUGAUACACCAGGCCAUGUUGAUUUCUCAUAUGAGGUUUCCCGUUCUCUUGCUGCUUGCGAGGGUGCACUUCUGGUCGUUGAUGCUUCUCAGGGUGUUGAAGCCCAGACAUUAGCGAAUGUGUAUCUUGCACUGGAAAAUGACCUUGAAAUCAUACCGGUACUAAACAAAAUAGAUCUUCCUGGUGCCGAACCUGAUCGUGUUGCGCAGGAGAUUGAAGAGAUAAUUGGAAUGGACUGCAGUAAUGCAAUUCGUUGCUCAGCAAAGGAGGGCAUAGGCAUAACUGAGAUACUAGAUGCCAUUGUGACUAAGAUACCCCCACCACAGAAUACUGCAAUAAGUCCUCUCAGGGCUCUUAUAUUUGACAGUUAUUAUGAUCCAUACAGAGGUGUAAUUGUAUAUUUUCGAGUUGUUGAUGGCAGUAUAAAGAAAGGGGACAAAAUAUGUUUUAUGGCUAGCGGAAAGGAAUAUGUUGCAGAUGAAAUUGGAGUAUUAUCUCCCAAUCAGAUGCAAGUUAGUGAACUUUACGCUGGCGAGGUCGGUUAUCUUUCUGCGUCCAUAAGAUCAGUUGCAGAUGCCAGGGUUGGUGAUACAAUUACUCAUUCUUCAAAAAGAGCAGAAUGUGCUUUACCAGGAUAUUCCCAAGCUACCCCAAUGGUUUUUUGUGGCUUGUUUCCUAUAGAUGCGGAUCAGUUUGAGGAGUUACGUGAAGCAUUGGAAAAGCUUCAACUAAAUGAUGCUGCUUUAAAGUUUGAACCAGAAUCUUCAAGUGCCAUGGGUUUUGGCUUCAGAUGUGGAUUUCUCGGUCUUCUUCAUAUGGAGAUUGUGCAGGAAAGGCUCGAGAGAGAGUAUAACUUGAACUUAAUAAUUACUGCACCCAGUGUAGUUUACCAUGUCAACCUAGCCGAUGGCGAAACUGUUGAAUGUUCGAAUCCAUCCUUGCUUCCAGAACCUGGUAAACGGAGAUCCAUCGAAGAGCCAUAUGUCAAGAUUGACAUGCUUACACCAAAAGAGUAUAUUGGCCCAAUAAUGGAACUGGGUCAAGAGAGAAGAGGUGAAUUCAAGGAAAUGAACUUCAUCACAGAAAAUAGGGCAUCAGUUGUUUAUGAGCUACCGCUAGCAGAGAUGGUUGGUGAUUUUUUCGAUCAACUGAAAUCUCGAAGUAAAGGAUAUGCUAGCAUGGAAUAUUCACUUAUCGGGUACAGGGAAAGUAACCUAGUAAAGCUGGAUAUACAGAUCAAUGGUGAUCCUGUGGAGGCACUGUCAACAAUUGUUCAUAGAGAUAAGGCAUACUCUGUCGGGAGGGCGCUAACUCAAAAGCUAAAAGAGCUUAUACCUCGGCAAAUGUUUAGAGUACCUAUUCAAGCAUGUAUAGGUGCAAAGGUCAUUGCAAGUGAAGCACUAUCAGCCAUCAGGAAGGAUGUCUUGUCAAAAUGCUAUGGGGGUGAUAUAUCGAGGAAAAAGAAAUUGCUGAAGAAACAGGCUGAGGGAAAGAAGAGAAUGAAAGCAAUAGGAAGGGUUGAUGUUCCUCAAGAGGCAUUUAUGGCUGUGUUGAAACUAGAAAAGGAGGUGCUAUGAAACAGCUUUGCAAUCAGCACAAGUCUAUCGUUUGUGUAAAGACCUCUGUUUGGCCUCAACUGAAUCUAAUUCAUUUGAGAGGAAGCAUAGUUUGUUUUCAGCUGGGCCAGAGGAACCAAUUGACAACAUAUCCAUGUCGGAAAGUAAGGAGCUAAUCUGACAUGCACUAAUUUUGUUCCAUAUGUCAGGCUACGAAGCCCCAAAAAUGAUGUGGUCACACAGCUCUGCCAGACAUUUCUGCGAUCUUCUUAUACCAAAUAGAGUAGUACGCAUUUUGUUUGGUUAUCGUUAAUUCCCGUCACUGAGUUUGUAUCAGAAAAGGUUAUUCUGUAAUUUAAUUACUUGUAAUGCUAAGUACUCUUAAAUUGUAUGUGAUAUGGACAAGGAACAAGAGUGUAGUACACAAGAGAAAAGAAAUGGUCAGCUUAAUCAGAAAAAGGUAUUGUAAAAUGGAAUAAAAUUAAGGUCAAGUUACUGAAUA
Molecule: messenger RNA, 2553 nt
Organism: Oryza sativa Japonica Group (Japanese rice)
Lineage: Eukaryota; Viridiplantae; Streptophyta; Magnoliopsida; Poales; Poaceae
Product: translation factor GUF1 homolog, chloroplastic-like
Biological process (GO): positive regulation of translation
Molecular function (GO): GTP binding; GTPase activity; ribosome binding
Source: RefSeq, a predicted model, not a curated record